GGCGCAGGCGGAGGGGAGAGGGAGAGAUCCUGGGGACAGAGGCCAGGCGAUAGGCAAGAGAGACAGGCGGGAUGGGGAGGCAGACACAGGGAAGACGCCUAUUUGGGGUCAAGAGACAGCGUGGAGACCGAGGCGGUCACAAGGGCAGCACGGAUGCGUGGAGAAACCAACAGGCCAAGAAGGAUGAGGGGGCUCAGCCCAGGCACCGGGCAGCCCCCGACCCGCCCUCCAGCAAAACUGAGGAGAGGGAAGAGGGAGCCUGCGUAUCAGCUCCCAGGACCAGGUGCGGAGGGAGCAGUCGGCUGUGGGCGCUUGGACCACAGGCUGCCCCCUCCCCACCUCGCGGGAUCUCAGGAUGCCAGUCGGGCUAUUGGGGGGUUCCCAGGCACCAGUGGGCCCCGGAGCGAGCCUGCUCCGCCGGGACUCCGCGUCUGUGCGUCAGCCCCGCCCGUUGUCCUGGCAACAAACCGUUGCCCGGGCAACCAGCUUUGCUCUCACCCCGCUCGAGAGGAGCCCGGCUGUUGCUCUGGGCAACGCGGUCCGCUGGUUCCCACGCCUGCCUUCGCCCGCUUCCGGUUCAGACCCUGCGGAGGGGCGAGGACGAGGCAGAAGUCAGCGGGAUGCCUGUGGGGCCGUGGAGGAAGAGGGUAUCCUUUUGGGAUGGAACUAGGUCCUGGACACCCCCUCUCAAGCGCGGGGAGGCUGAAACUACAACUCCCAGCAUGACUCGCGGUGGCUGUCCGGUUUCUGCGCGGCUGUUCGCGCAGAGGCCUCAUGGGAGUUGGAGUUCUUUGUUGUGCGUGGGGCUCAAUGGACGUCUGGGGUGGGAAUGGGGGACUAGGGUGCUUGAGUGCCUCUGCAGAAAAGACUCUAGGACCCCGCCACCAUGUUCCCGGAGCCCCCAACCCCGGGGCCUCCAUCGCCCGACACGCCUCCGGACUCCAGUCGCAUCAGCCACCGCCCAGUGCCCCCCUGGGCCCUGGCCACCAUCGUGCUGGUCUCAGGCCUCCUCGUCUUCAGCUGCUGUUUCUGUCUCUACCGGAAGCGCUGUCGGAGGCAGACAGGUGCAGCCAGAAGUGGAGGAGCUGGAGCCAGCACCAUCCGGGCCAGGGCAGCAGGUGGCAGACAAGCAUGAGCUAGGACGACUGCAGUACUCCCUGGAUUAUGACUUCCAGAGUGGCCAGCUGCUGGUGGGUAUUCUGCAAGCAAUGGGAUUGGCAGCCUUGGAUCUUGGUGGCUCCUCGGACCCCUAUGUGCGGGUCUACCUGCUGCCGGACAAACGGAGGCGGUACGAGACCAAGGUGCAUCGGCAGACGCUGAACCCUCACUUUGGGGAGACUUUCGCCUUCAAGGUCCCCUACGUGGAGCUGGGGGGCAGGGUGCUGGUCAUGGCAGUGUACGACUUCGACCGCUUCUCUCGCAAUGACGCCAUCGGGGAGGUGCGGGUCCCCAUGAGCUCCGUGGACCUGGGGCGGCCAGUGCAGGCCUGGCGGGAGCUGCAGGCAGCUCCGCGGGAGGAGCAGGAGAAGCUUGGGGACAUCUGCUUCUCCCUCCGCUAUGUCCCCACGGCCGGGAAGCUCACCGUCAUCGUCCUGGAGGCUAAAAACCUGAAGAAGAUGGACGUAGGAGGACUGUCAGAUCCAUACGUCAAGGUCCACCUGCUGCAGGGCGGCAAAAAGGUGCGGAAGAAGAAAACCACCAUCAAGAAGAACACUCUGAACCCCUAUUACAACGAAGCUUUCAGCUUCGAGGUGCCCUGUGACCAAGUCCAGAAGGUGCAGGUGGAGCUGACCGUGCUAGACUACGACAAGCUGGGCAAGAACGAGGCCAUCGGGAGGGUGGCCGUGGGGGCGGCCGCCGGCGGGGCUGGCCUGCGGCACUGGGCGGACAUGCUGGCCAACCCGCGGCGGCCCAUUGCCCAGUGGCACUCGCUGCGGCCCCCGGACCGAGUGAGGCUGCUGCCUGCGCCCUGACUCCCACCCCAAGCCCCCGGCCAAGCCUGGACUCUAGCCCCUGACCCCGGACUCCCGAGACCGGCCAAAGCCAAGCCAGCCCCACCCUUAAGCUUCCUCUGACCGUUACCCUCCCCCCACCUUCCACCCCAACCAUCUGAGCCAUUCCUGUCUUCUCAUCCCCAACGAUGCCAAUCACGACAACUUUCCAGCCCACUCCCCCGACCCCCGCGGACACACCCAGAUGCCCCAGGGACCCCUGGGAAGGGAAGGCAGCCUGGUUUCCCCUGCCCCCGGGUCCUGCCCCCUGCUUUGACAAUCAGCCAUCCUCGUCUGCUCUCCUCUCUCUUCCAACACAGGCCAUCCCUGCACUGCUCCUGGGGCCAAAUAAAUAUUCAGCAGCUCCGGUG
Symphalangus syndactylus (siamang) is the source of this 2362-nucleotide messenger RNA. RefSeq names its product synaptotagmin 5 (gene SYT5). The record is from RefSeq and is a predicted model, not a curated record. Gene Ontology annotation, cellular component: plasma membrane; axon; dense core granule. Lineage: Eukaryota; Metazoa; Chordata; Mammalia; Primates; Hylobatidae. Gene Ontology annotation, molecular function: calcium ion binding; SNARE binding; calcium-dependent phospholipid binding. Gene Ontology annotation, biological process: synaptic vesicle endocytosis; calcium ion-regulated exocytosis of neurotransmitter.